AUGAUUGACACCGCGUCUACUCAAUACAAUCUUGACUCUGAGUUGAUGACCCCGGUCAAUAUGGGCCCACUUCAUCCUAUUAUGAUCGACUCGCCCUUCCGUUACAUCGAUAUAAUUUCCCCACAAGAUCGUGUGGAUGUCUUCGAGGGCCUUUCCUCGUCGCAGAACUUCGAUCCCGCCAUGACAAGAACGAAUCCUCCGAAGCAGCUCUCAGAUGUAUUAGCCAAUCGACUACAAUUCGCGGUGGAUGUGCUCCGGAACAUCCCCAAAAUGGUAGUCACCGAGAACCAGACUCCAUGGUGUCACGGUCAGCUUUAUAAAAGUGGUAUGCCGAAGGACAUGCAAGAUGCAUUCGCUUGUUGUUCUCUCUACAUGGCCAAAAAUGAAAUAAAUUCACCGGUUUUGAUGUCAAUCUUCGAUGCUCGCAUAAACGAUCUUCUCUCUUCACCACCGCCAACCACGCCACUGGAACUGCUUGCUCGAAUCCACGCGCUUGUUCUAUACUUGAUAAUGCGUUUAUUUGACGGUGGCAUCCGCACACAACCAUCCUCGGAAUCCCUAUUGGCUCUACUCGAGGCAUCGGUACUAUCUCUUUUCAACUGCAUCCAUAUUCCACUCCCCUCACAGCCCUACGAGCUACUACCUAUCUCCAUGGAACCAAUAAUGAGCUUUUGGGAAUCAUGGGUAUUCCAAGAAUCAGCGCGGCGGACUGUGAUGAUGGUGUUCUACUUUGUGAAGAUCCAACACUUCUUACAAGGAAAGCCACUCUCCACCUGUGAUGGGAAGCUUGGACUCGAGCAUGCAUGGUAUCAGUCUGCGCAUUUAUGGAAUGCACAAAGUGCCUUCGAUUUCGCAGUGGCUUGGACGGAAAACCAACACUUUAUUGUGUAUAAUGCAGAUUUUACAGGACUGCUUCAGGAAGCGAAGCCAGACGAUGUGGACUUGUUUGGGAAGAUGCUUCUUAUGACUAAAUUGGGGAUUGACGAAACAAAAGCUUGGUUUUAUUCAAGGGGCGGUGUGUUAUAA
This is a messenger RNA of Penicillium expansum, 1026 nucleotides long. RefSeq lists its product as uncharacterized. The coding region runs from base 1 to 1026 and encodes 341 amino acids. Lineage: Eukaryota; Fungi; Ascomycota; Eurotiomycetes; Eurotiales; Aspergillaceae. The record is from RefSeq and is a predicted model, not a curated record. The transcript is spliced from 2 exons.